This is a messenger RNA of Saccostrea cuccullata (small rock oyster), 881 nucleotides long. Its product is annotated as perlucin-like protein. Gene Ontology annotation, cellular component: external side of plasma membrane. Gene Ontology annotation, biological process: biological process involved in interspecies interaction between organisms. NCBI's taxonomy places the organism in Eukaryota, Metazoa, Mollusca, Bivalvia, Ostreida, Ostreidae. Bases 273 to 842 code for a protein of 189 amino acids. The record is from RefSeq and is a predicted model, not a curated record. Gene Ontology annotation, molecular function: carbohydrate binding. The transcript is spliced from 6 exons.
AUCCCCAGUUCCAUCUGUGGGCGUUGGGGUAGAGGCAGUCGUUCAGGGCCAUCCAGGCUCCAGGCUUUACUAUAAUUAUUUUGCAUACGAUGACUCUCUGGAAAUCUAGCAUGGAAACUCAUGUUCAUCAUGAAGCAAAUGGAAAGAGGCGUUUCUUCUUAUUGUGUUUAACAACUGUUCAUAUGCAUGUAUGAUGAGGAAUUGAUUUCUUUUGCAUUUGGUAUAUAUACACGAUGAAAGUGUGAGUUAGGACAUUGAGAAAAGUUUCAAUCAUGAACACACUUGUCGCUUUGCUUUUGCUGGUUUCCACAUUCCUAGCUGUAUCUGAGGCCAGUUACGGCAAUGCUCCCAAGUACAGGGCCUUUAAGUAUGCUGCCGCCAAAGUUGUUUCUGGUGGAUGCCCAUACGGAUGGCAUCAGUACAAUAAACGGUGUUACUGGUUCAGCAGAGACAAACUCAACUGGUACAGAGCUUCUAUGAGAUGUGUCGCUAUGGGAGGAUACCUGGUGUCCAUUGACCAGUCCCAUGAAAACACAUACGUAAGACAUAUGUGCAGCAUUUAUGGAUACAGAAGAGGUGCAUGGCUGGCUUUGAAUGACGUUCUGAGACCAAAUAAACAUAGAUGGUGCUGGGGAUUCACCGUCAAGCCAUGCCACAAAUUUGACUGGUACGGCCAGGAACCAGUUUAUCAUGAACAUGGCGACUACAACUGUGGUGUUUUCUGGAGAUCAUACAAAUUCCAUUGGCAUGUUGACAGCUGUGGCCAGGCUAAUCAUUACGUUUGCGAGAGACCACUGGUUCACUACAACGUUAAGGGCAUUCCAGGAAACGAAAACAUGUGACAAUUGGCGCAAGGACAUGUGUUUUAUACUGAAACAACU